AUGUUCUUCGAUGAGUCCUCCGGAUUUGACAUCAUCUUCGGAUUCGCACUGCCUCGCGGGACCGAACCGCUAAGGAAGAUCACGUUCAGAAGACUACGCAACACCUGUCUCAAGAUGAAGCUGUUGCGCCUGUCAGUGUUCUUCAGCACCGUCUUCGCUGCGGAGCGCGCCUGCAACAACUCUCCCGGUCUGUGCUCAAAAAGCUACGAUCAGAUUACGCACCUGGGCGCGCAUGACUCACCAUUCCUCCGCGAUGCAUCCACAGGCUUCUCUUCCUUCGGAAACCAGUUCUUCGAUUCGAUAACACAGCUCGAUGCUGGGGCGCGCCUCCUGAGCACUCAGGUACACGUUGCCUCGAAUCCGAACACGAAAGCACGAGAACUGCACCUCUGUCACACGGUCUGCGAACUCUUCGACAUGGGAAAGCUCAGCGACUGGCUGUACCAGAUACGCUUGUGGAUGGAUGCAAAUCCUUCGGAAGUGGUGACGCUGCUGCUCGUCAAUGCAGAUGGCAUAGAUGCGCGAGAGCUGGAGGGAGAAUACGCAAAGGCUGACAUCGCGCACUACGGAUACGUUCCUCCUGAUAUCCACAAGCCGCCACCCCAAUCGAACGAGACUUCUCAGACAUGGCCAACGCUGGGAGAGAUGGUCGACAAGGGCGAACGCCUAGUUUCCUUUGUCAACCCGCUCAAGUCCGACCAGGAAAACGCGCCAUACCUCCUCAACGAAUUCGAUUUCCUCUGGGAAAACGCGUACGACGUCACCGAUUCCACGCAAUUCGCCUGCACGCCUGACCGCCCAGCAAACAAGACCAUCGCUGAGAUGCGCGACUCGGGGCGGCUGUUCAUGAUGAACCAUCUCCUGUACUGGCAGCAGGCGUUCGGCAUCCAAGUCCCCGAUAUUCGAACUGUCAAUGAGACGAACUCCUGGAAUACGGGGCCUGGCGCGCUGGGUACCCAUAUGGUGGACUGUGGGAAUGAGGUCACGAGGCAGCCGACGUUUGUGCUCGUGGAUUUCUUCAAUGUGGGGCCGGCGAUCGACACGGUGGAUAUCUUCAAUAAGGUGGAGAAUCCGGUCGGGAGGCGGAGCGUUACGGAGGAGGUUGUUCCAGGCGGGGCGGGAAUCAAGCAGCUGAAUGCCGCUGGACGGCAAGCUCAGGGGUCCUGGUUCGCAUUGGCGGUGGUUACAUUCGCAGCUACGACGUGGUUACUGGCAUGAAGGACGCCUUCAGAGAUGGCGGAGAGGACAGAGAAGAUGUUGAGAUUUGAAGACACGCAUCGGAAACAUAGCAUAGCGGAUAUUGGAAUUAUGGAAGGAUGGAAAUUAACUUGAAGAAAUGGAAGUCUCUGACUGGUCAGAAGUUAUGAUGUGAAAGAGGAACGCGCAAAGUGGGAGGAAGGCGUUUUCGACGUGCCCACAGAAGCGUAUGGACAUUACGGAAAGGGAUGAUGUGCGGCAGCGAUGGAAUACCUAGGUAUGCACUCGCAGAGUGCGUCGCGGUUCGGGAGGAGUCGGGGGGCGGGUCUCGUUGUAUAAUAAUCUAAAUGCCAAAUCAGGUUUUCAGGCGUUCGUGUUACCGUAUGCGUAUCCUGCAGAACUCGUAUGCCAGAGAGCUGGUUGAGGGUCGAGCUGGU
Molecule: messenger RNA, 1634 nt
Organism: Trematosphaeria pertusa
Lineage: Eukaryota; Fungi; Ascomycota; Dothideomycetes; Pleosporales; Trematosphaeriaceae
Exons: 2
Coding region: 1-1218 (405 amino acids)
Biological process (GO): lipid metabolic process
Molecular function (GO): phosphoric diester hydrolase activity
Source: RefSeq, a predicted model, not a curated record